UUGGACCCUAUUUUAAGAAAACUUGAUAUAAAAUUUUAAAUUCUUAGUACUUGUACAUCUCUCUCUCGAGUAUAUCGGAGUGUUGAAAAUAACACUGAAAAUGGGGGACGCAUCUGAACUCAGCAAGGAACAAAUUGCAUUACUUAAGGGUGCAUUUGAUACUUUUGACGUUGAAAAGAAAGGCAGCAUAGGAACAGUUAUGGUAGGAACGAUUCUUGGUAUGCUCGGUGUUCAAACCACCGAAUCGACUUUGAAGGAAAUCAUAGACGAAGUAGACGAAGAUGGAUCUGGAGAACUAGAAUUCGACGAAUUUAUCAUAUUGGCUUCAAGAUUUAUGGUCGAGGAAGAUGCCGAAGCGAUGCAGCAAGAACUCAAAGAAGCAUUUCGUUUGUAUGACAAAGAAGGUAAUGGUUAUAUAACUACCUCAACAUUAAAAGAAAUACUUAAAGAGCUUGACGACAAAAUUACCAAUGAAGAGUUAGAUAUGAUGAUCGAAGAAAUUGAUGCCGAUGGAUCUGGAACUGUGGAUUUUGAUGAAUUCAUGGAAGUUAUGACAGGAGGUGAUGAUUGAGGAGCUUUAGAAACAAAUUUACAUCAAACAUAUAUCUGAAGUAUAAAUUACAUCUAGAAUAAAUAAUAAAUUUUACUCUA
This is a messenger RNA of Diorhabda sublineata, 651 nucleotides long. Its product is annotated as troponin C, isoallergen Bla g 6.0101-like. The transcript has 6 exons. Bases 101 to 571 code for a protein of 156 amino acids. Lineage: Eukaryota; Metazoa; Arthropoda; Insecta; Coleoptera; Chrysomelidae. The record is from RefSeq and is a predicted model, not a curated record. Gene Ontology annotation, molecular function: enzyme regulator activity; calcium ion binding.